Molecule: messenger RNA, 2324 nt
Organism: Etheostoma cragini (Arkansas darter)
Lineage: Eukaryota; Metazoa; Chordata; Actinopteri; Perciformes; Percidae
Gene: haus5
Product: HAUS augmin-like complex, subunit 5
Exons: 20
Coding region: 187-2166 (659 amino acids)
Biological process (GO): centrosome cycle; spindle assembly
Cellular component (GO): HAUS complex; centrosome
Source: RefSeq, a predicted model, not a curated record
UUCCCAGAAUGUGUAUUCAGGACAACCGACUAGCUAGAGGCGGCGCUGUCUAAACGGAUAUGCUGACCGGAAAUAGCGUUACUGUAAACAGGCGGGAAGUUGAAAGUUUGAGCAUUUCAUAUAAUUAGAAACAUUUCCUUCGGUUAGCUGUAUUAAAGUAAAGUUACAUCCUCAACAAGAACAGAGAUGGCGGACAGAAAUCUUGUGCGGGAGAUGAAACGUUGGGCGACAGAGGAGUUCAAUCUGUCCCCGGACAGCCUGCCAAAUGACAGCUAUUUUAAAACGCUCUGCAUCGGGACAGGGAAGUCAAUAUGGAAAUAUAUUAUCCAACACGUUUUUCACCAGAGGAACGUGAGGAUCAUGCGUGGCAAUCUCCAGUGGUACAAAGUUCUUCAAGACAAAGAGUUGAAGCAGGCUGAGGGCCAGAGUGAGGCUGCCAAGCAGAGAGAGCUUCAGAGGAAGAUUGAGCAGCUCAGAGUUGAGAUCACUCACCUGGACUCUCAAAUCAGUGGAACAGAAGAACAGUUGGCUACACAAGAGCAGUCCAUCAGCCGUACCUGGGCCGAGGUGGAGGACAGCUGGCGCAGAGAGCUGCUCCUGCAGGCCUUUAGGCAGCGCUGCAUCUUGGGCCGCAAGGUGCUCUCUGAUGACACACAAACACUCCGUGAGCACUGCCAGGCAUUGGAACAGAUGGCCAGGAAAGCAGAGAUUGAAGUGCUGUUUCAUAAUAAGCCUUCCUGCAGCAGUGAUGGUGACAACCUCAACUCUAAAGUUGCAGCAGAGGCACAGGUCCUGCGUGAAUUGAGACAGCUGUGUGAUGACAGGGUCCACUUCUAUCAGUCUUUACAAGAGAGUGAACUGAAAACAUCGCUGUCUGCAGCCAAACAUCUGACUUGUGAACAAAGGACUGCUGUGUUUCAGUACUGGCUGAGUGCUGUGGAGAACUUGUUGAAAGAUUAUCCGCCAAACCACAUCCUCUUAGCAUUGGAGUAUUUAGCUUCAAGAGAGCAGAACGAACUAGAAAAGAAACUCGCCUCUCUGGACUUGACACAUGAUGUGACAGCACUACGGUACCGCUAUGAAAGCAAUCACCUACUGGACAUGUCAACAGAAGAUAAUGAGUUGCCAUCCGUUAAGAGCCUCUUAGAGGAUGCUUGGGAAGAGGUGGAGCAGAGUUUGGUAGAACUGGCCCGGACCCGCUCCAGAGUCCAGCAACUCCAAAACCAGCUGCAGGCCCGCAAGAAGGAGGUGGAGCAGGAGGUGUCUGGCAGUGCAGAUGAGCUCCAUAUCAACACCUUGGCACUGUCAGCCUUAGAAGUGGAACUUCAGUAUGUGAUGCAGGCAGCAACGAGGGAUCAUAUCAGAGACAGGUGUAUCCAACUGGACCAGCAUGCCAGAAGCCGUCAGGAGGCACUUAGGAGCCUCCACAGCCAGUGGCAGAGCAUCCUUGACUUCAGACAACUAGUGGUUCUCAGACAGGAACAUAUCAAAGGUCUGAUUAAAGGGAACUCCAUGGCAAAGAUGGAGCUGAUUCGUCUGCACACAGAGUUACAGGGAUUUGUCCAAGGCAAACUGGGUCCACAGUUUGAAGUUGUCACCACUGCAGCCAGCAGUCAAAGGAACUCCAUAUCCAAGGAGGCCAGCCAGUUGGGAACAGUUUCGCUUCUUGCUCUGGACCGUAGGACUGUUGAUGGAAUGCAAAGAAUCCCAGCAUCAUGGUUGUCCAUCCAUCGCUUGCAGUCCCCGACCUUUAGCAGCUUGUGUCAGAACCUGGCCUUCCCACAGCACAGGGCUCCAGAGGAGCUAUGUUCCCAUGCGCGCUCCCAGCAGCUUGAGUUGCGUUUUCUCCAACAGUUACGGCAACUUCAUUAUGUUACCCUGCAGAAAAUACAGAAGGAAACAGAGUUGCUACAUGCAUCUGAUCAGAAAGCUCUGCUGUCCAGAGUCGAGGAGGAGGAUCAGAAGCUUCUGGAGACUCUGGUACCGAGAGUGAGAAGCCUCAUCCAACGUAGCAACCAAGGCCUUUCUUAUGGGGCACAAGUCAAAACUGCCAUUUCUUACUGGUGGGAUCUGCCAGCCCAACAUGCCCUACCUGAGGUCAGUAAAGGAGGACUGACGUUUCAACAGUGGCUACAAAGAUGGAAACUUGCUGCUAAAGCCUUUUAGGGGACACCACAUAGUUUCAAAAUACAAAUAAAAUCCCUUACUGCACCUUCAGUAGCAAAACAACUAUGCUACAGUAGUUAAAAAAUGUUUUUCAUGCUCAUCACUUCUUUUGAGGUUUUACUAUGUGAAAGUCAGUCACUAUUAAAUACUUUUAAACC